Apodemus sylvaticus (European woodmouse) is the source of this 2532-nucleotide messenger RNA. It is a transcript of the gene Nlgn1, whose product is annotated as neuroligin 1. Gene Ontology annotation, cellular component: postsynaptic specialization membrane; synapse; cell surface. Lineage: Eukaryota; Metazoa; Chordata; Mammalia; Rodentia; Muridae. The record is from RefSeq and is a predicted model, not a curated record. Gene Ontology annotation, biological process: neuron cell-cell adhesion; synaptic vesicle endocytosis; presynaptic membrane assembly. Bases 1 to 2532 code for a protein of 843 amino acids. The transcript is spliced from 6 exons. Gene Ontology annotation, molecular function: neurexin family protein binding; signaling receptor activity.
AUGGCACUUCCCAGAUGCAUGUGGCCAAAUUACGUUUGGAGAGCCGUGAUGGCCUGUGUGGUCCACAGGGGAUCCGGUGCCCCAUUGACUCUCUUCUUGUUGGGAUGUUUGCUACAAACUUUCCAUGUCCUCUCUCAAAAAUUGGAUGAUGUAGACCCAUUGGUUACUACUAACUUUGGCAAGAUAAGGGGAGUUAAGAAAGAACUCAAUAAUGAAAUUUUGGGGCCUGUCAUUCAGUUUCUUGGCGUUCCAUAUGCCGCUCCACCAACAGGCGAACAUCGUUUUCAGCCUCCAGAACCACCAUCUCCCUGGUCUGACAUCCGGAAUGCCACUCAGUUUGCACCUGUGUGUCCCCAGAAUAUCAUUGAUGGCAGAUUGCCUGAAGUUAUGCUUCCUGUGUGGUUCACUAAUAACUUGGAUGUGGUUUCAUCAUAUGUGCAAGACCAGAGUGAAGACUGUCUAUACUUAAACAUCUAUGUCCCAACUGAAGAUGUAAAAAGAAUAUCCAAGGAAUGUGCCAGAAAACCCGGCAAGAAAAUAUGUAGAAAAGGAGAUAUUCGGGACAGUGGGGGUCCCAAACCAGUGAUGGUGUACAUUCAUGGUGGCUCUUACAUGGAAGGUACUGGAAAUCUAUAUGAUGGGAGUGUCUUGGCAAGCUACGGCAAUGUGAUCGUCAUUACAGUCAACUACCGGCUUGGGGUACUUGGCUUCUUGAGCACAGGGGAUCAGGCUGCCAAAGGAAACUACGGGCUCCUUGACCUCAUCCAGGCCCUAAGAUGGACCAGCGAGAACAUUGGGUUCUUUGGUGGUGACCCCUUGCGAAUCACUGUGUUUGGAUCAGGCGCUGGGGGUUCGUGUGUCAAUCUGCUGACUUUAUCCCAUUAUUCUGAAGGUAACCGUUGGAGCAAUUCAACCAAAGGACUUUUUCAACGAGCAAUAGCUCAGAGUGGAACAGCCCUUUCCAGCUGGGCUGUUAGUUUUCAGCCUGCAAAAUAUGCUAGAAUUCUGGCCACAAAAGUUGGCUGCAAUGUGUCAGAUACAGUAGAGUUAGUAGAAUGCCUGCAGAAGAAGCCUUACAAAGAACUUGUUGAUCAAGAUGUUCAACCAGCUCGAUACCACAUAGCCUUUGGACCUGUGAUCGAUGGUGAUGUAAUACCAGAUGACCCUCAGAUACUGAUGGAACAAGGAGAGUUCCUCAACUAUGAUAUAAUGUUAGGAGUUAACCAAGGAGAAGGGUUGAAGUUUGUCGAAAAUAUAGUAGAUAGUGAUGAUGGUGUAUCAGCCAGUGAUUUUGACUUUGCAGUUUCUAAUUUUGUUGAUAAUUUAUAUGGAUAUCCAGAAGGCAAAGAUGUUUUGAGAGAAACCAUUAAAUUCAUGUAUACUGACUGGGCUGAUCGCCAUAACCCUGAAACUAGAAGGAAGACAUUGUUGGCUUUGUUUACGGACCAUCAGUGGGUAGCACCCGCUGUGGCUACAGCAGACCUUCACUCAAACUUUGGCUCACCUACAUACUUCUAUGCCUUUUAUCAUCAUUGCCAAACAGAUCAAGUUCCAGCUUGGGCUGAUGCAGCUCAUGGGGAUGAGGUUCCCUAUGUGUUGGGAAUCCCCAUGAUUGGCCCUACAGAGUUAUUUCCUUGCAAUUUCUCCAAGAAUGAUGUGAUGUUGAGUGCAGUAGUAAUGACAUACUGGACGAAUUUUGCUAAAACUGGUGACCCAAAUCAGCCAGUUCCUCAAGACACAAAAUUCAUUCAUACCAAACCCAACCGCUUUGAAGAAGUAGCAUGGACCAGAUAUUCCCAGAAAGACCAACUUUAUCUACAUAUUGGAUUAAAACCUAGAGUUAAAGAGCAUUACAGAGCCAAUAAGGUAAACCUCUGGUUGGAGCUGGUACCUCAUCUGCAUAAUCUCAAUGACAUUUCUCAGUAUACCUCUACAACAACUAAAGUGCCAUCCACGGACAUCACUCUCAGACCUACAAGGAAAAAUUCCACACCAGUCACAUCAGCCUUUCCUACUGCCAAACAAGAUGAUCCCAAGCAACAACCAAGUCCCUUCUCGGUGGAUCAGAGGGACUACUCCACAGAGUUAAGUGUCACGAUCGCAGUGGGAGCCUCUCUGCUGUUUCUGAACAUCUUGGCUUUUGCAGCCCUGUACUACAAGAAGGAUAAGAGGAGACAUGAUGUCCAUCGGAGGUGCAGUCCGCAGCGCACGACCACCAAUGACCUAACACAUGCUCCAGAAGAGGAAAUUAUGUCUCUCCAAAUGAAGCACACUGAUUUGGAUCAUGAGUGUGAGUCCAUCCAUCCACAUGAGGUGGUUCUUCGGACCGCCUGCCCCCCAGAUUAUACUCUAGCUAUGAGGAGGUCACCUGAUGAUGUUCCUUUAAUGACACCUAACACCAUCACAAUGAUUCCCAACACUAUACCAGGGAUUCAGCCCUUACAUACAUUCAACACAUUUACUGGAGGACAGAAUAAUACACUGCCCCAUCCCCACCCGCAUCCCCAUUCACAUUCAACAACCAGGGUAUAG